Messenger RNA from Candida dubliniensis CD36, 2367 nucleotides. RefSeq names its product ubiquitin-specific protease. The record is from RefSeq and is a predicted model, not a curated record. Bases 1 to 2367 code for a protein of 788 amino acids. Gene Ontology annotation, cellular component: nucleus; cytosol. Gene Ontology annotation, biological process: protein deubiquitination. Gene Ontology annotation, molecular function: zinc ion binding; protein binding; cysteine-type deubiquitinase activity. The transcript has a single exon. Lineage: Eukaryota; Fungi; Ascomycota; Pichiomycetes; Serinales; Debaryomycetaceae.
AUGACAUUAGAGUUACCUUCAGACAUUCCACUGACCAUACCUGCAAACACCAAGAUAUACAAAGAUGAUUGCAUGUAUUCUUUUGAUACACCAGAGAACAAUUUGUUAGGGUUGGAUAUUGAUCUCAAAACAUAUCGAGCUUAUUCUCGAAACAAGGAUUUUGAUUAUACCAAACAAAAUUUUGAAAAAACUGGUAAUCAUUUGUAUUUAAAUAUCAAAAAAACUUUAAAACCCCAAGAAGAGAGAAACAAAUUAUUGUAUGACGAUAAUGGUGAAAAAUCUCCAAAGAUACAGAAAUUGGAAAUUAAAAAUGUGUCCAAUGAUGAUUAUUACAACACCGAAAUAACUAUUUAUGAUAUUAAAGACGAUAGAAGUUAUAGUAGAAGUGAAUUGAGUGAAGAAUUCAACAAUUUGAUUGACUCGAUUCUUUCUGCAAAUUCCUCUGCCACUGAAGACGAAAUUAAACAAUGGGAGCAAGAAAUUGUUCCUUGUCCCCAUUCAAUUGAUGUUGAACAAUUUGACACUGGUAAUUUGGAUUUGACCAAGUGCAGUCAAUGUGAUUUGCGUGAAAAUCUUUGGAUAUGUUUGCAUUGUGGUGCUUUAGGGUGUGGUAGACAACAAUAUGGAUCAACUUUAAAAGGUAAUGGACAUGCAUUAGCUCAUUAUGAAUUAGCUCAACACCCGGUAGCAAUAAAAUUGGGAUCAUUAUCAGCUGAUUCUGAAAGUUGUGACGCAUAUUGCUAUCAAUGUAACGAUGAAGUCAAGGUCCCACAUUUGGGAGAGAAGUUACAUAAAUUCGGUAUUGAUUUGAAUACUGCAGUAAAGACCGAGAAAUCAUUAAUUGAAUUGAAUAUAGACCAAAACUUGAAUUGGGAAUUUAAAUUAGAUGGAGCCAAUGGUGAGAGAUUAGAACCUGUAUACGGCAAGGGUUUGACUGGUUUACAAAACUUGGGUAAUUCUUGUUAUAUAAACUCAGUGCUUCAAGCACUUUAUUCAUUAAACGGAUACCAAGAGUACUUUAAGGAUAAAAAGUUCCCUGAUAUAAACAAUCCGGCAAUUGAUUUAACAAGUCAAUUAAUCAAACUUUAUGAUGGGCUACAAAGUGGAAGAUAUUCCGUCCCAGGUUCAUUGAAGGGUGACGACUACCAAUUAGGAAUCAAACCUUCUACAUUCAAAAACUUAAUUGGUGAAAACCAUCCAGAAUUUAAAACUCAGCGACAACAAGAUGCAUUUGAGUUUUUGUUGUACUUUCUUGACAAAGUGGAUACCGAAUUGGGAUUGAAACUAAAUGAGGAAUUAAAAUUCUUACUUGGUACUAAAGUCAUCUGCGCCAAUUGUUCUCAUGGAACUUUGUCGAAUGAUUUGGUUGACAAUAUCUCUGUCCCAUUGGAAGCUGAAGUGAUUGGGAAAGAUGAAGAUGGUAAAAAGACUUAUAAAGAAGUUGAAUUAAUUGAUAGUUUUAAAAAGUAUACCGCCAAAGAAGAUAUUGAAGGAUACAAAUGUGAAAAUUGCCACCAACAACCUGGUUUAGCAUACAAACUGACAGGAUUCAAAACAUUCCCAUCAACCUUGAUUGUAAAUGUUCAAAGAAUUCAAUUGGAAAAUUGGGCUCCAGUAAAAGUCGAUGUCCCAAUUACAAUACCUUAUAAUUUGGACUUGACUGAAUUCAAAGCUCCUGUAUUUGAAACUGGGGAAGUUGGAUCCAAACAGAAACAACCAGAGUCGGAGAAUAAUACGUUUGUUCCCAAUGAAGAAGGGAUGACAACCUUAUUGAGUAUGGGGUUCCCAGAACCUAGAUGUCUCAAAGGUUUAUACCACACAGGUAAUAGUAAUGCAGAAGAUGCUAUGAAUUGGAUUUUUGCUCAUAUGGAUGACGCCGAUAUCGAUGAUCCAUUUAAUCCAAAUGAUUCUCACGCUUCAACGAACGAUUCUGGUCCAUCACAAGAUUUGGUUGAUAAUGUAGCGGCAAUGGGAUUUUCCACUCAAUUAGCAAAAAAAGCAUUGGUAUUGAACAAUAAUGAUAUUAGUGCUGCUGUUGAAUGGUUAUUUGCCAAUCCUGACGAUGAUGGAGUUCUUGACAACAACCAAAGUAAUCCAGUUGUCAAUGUGAACCAAGAAAAAUCAGAGUUAAUAACAAAACUAAAUGCAUCUACUCAAUCCAAUGGCAAGUACGAGUUGCAAUCAGUUAUAUGUCACAAGGGUACAUCUCCACAUACUGGUCACUAUGUUGUUUUUAUUAAAAAACUUAUUGAUAAUGAGUAUAAAUGGGUAUUGUUUAAUGACGAAAAGGUGGUCGUUUGUGAUGAUGCCAAUUUACAAGAUAUCAAGAAUAAUGCCUACGUGUAUGUAUUUAAAAAGGUAGAGUAA